AUGGAGAUUAGUGAGUCUAACGGCCUUGGUGGCAGCAUGAAUUUUUCAUUCCACUUUGAAAAUGAUACUGAGUUGAAUAAGACAUUUCAAGGAUUCGACUACGGUCUGCUGGUACCUUCUUCUGAAGCAACCAAACCAGUGGCGGUACCAAAGGAAUAUAUGUCUGUAUGGGCGAAGGCAGCAUGGAGUACCGCGUUUGCAGCCAUGGUGGUUACUUCCACUGCUGGGAACCUCAUUGUCAUAUGGAUAGUCAUAGGUAAGUCAAGUUUCGCUACACGUUAGCAGAAUCCAUCCAGACACAAAUAUUGAGGAGAUGUGCUCUAUGGUUAAACUACACUUCCCUGAAGCUACUGUUGAGAAGCUCAUCUCUAAACAUCCUGCAGAGUAUUCAUCUUAUGAAGUUACCAUUGCCCAUAGCAACUUCAAAGCAGCUCUGAAUGUGAAUAAGUGGCCCAAAAAUACUUGCGUCAAUCGUUUUUUAUACAAAC
Acanthoscelides obtectus is the source of this 488-nucleotide messenger RNA. The record is from the annotation of a GenBank genome assembly. Lineage: Eukaryota; Metazoa; Arthropoda; Insecta; Coleoptera; Chrysomelidae.